AUGCAAAUUGUUCGUCCAUGUUCUCAGGUUGGUUUCCGUGCUUUCGCUUCCACGUUUCGCUGUCUAAAACUGUCUUUUCCCAGCUGCAAAUCUGAAAAUCACAUAUUUUUCAAUGUUUUCUUUGCUCGAAACAAAAACAUUUUUUGUCGCCUGCGCUGAAAUUCUAACAUCGCCAUUUCCGAUGACCUGCACAUCAACCGAGUUGGCGUCAAUUCAUACUGUCGCACAGUUUAAAGGCGCAGCACAGUUUUUGAAGAAUUUUCCCAUACGACAAACAGUUUUCGAACCAAGAAAUGGAUUUUACGCGAAAAAACCGGUUUUACUGGUUUCUAAUCAGUCAUUUUAGUUUUACUGCAGUUUCGACACAUUUUGUGCUCAUUUUGAAACGUCGUGUUUUGAGGAAUAAAUGCCGUCCGUAAGACACGAGAUUAUCCGGCGCCCUUUCGUUCAAUCUCGCGCUACCCCGCUUUUUUCGAUUAUUUUUAGUGUUUUGAUGCUUGGUCGUCGCCGAAAUUCGCAAUUUCACGUUACAAAUCACAAGCCGUACGGAAACUUUGAAGAAUUUCCGCAAGUUUUACUCGCGUUUUGCUGGCUAUCUGCCGGCCGGCAGGCUGCCUACCCGCACUCUUGUCAACCCACUCGCCGCCUGCUACUCUCGGACGGAGAGAUGGCCGAGCGGUCCAAGGCGCUGGUUUAAGGCACCAGUCCCUUCGGGGGCGUGGGUUCGAAUCCCACUCUCUUCAGAACUUUUUUUUUGCGUUUUCCGGGGAUGCUAUGAUGUUUGCGUCGUCUUUUCUCCGUUUCCGAUUGACAACUGAUACGCACGCACACAGUGUGCUGUCGCGUCCUACCGUUAUGCAAACAUAACCAUAUUGAUCGAUUUUCGCCCCCCAUCUCCGACCUGUAGGGUCCAUUGUCAAUCCGUAUAAAGGUAGACGGACAAUAAUAAUAACACGUGAAAUAAUGACGGACGGUUCGGUUCGCACACACACACACACACACAAUGUUCAGUGUCAUUAUUAUUCACUCAUUCACCUAUUCUAUCCCGAUUCGCUCUUUUUCUCUUCCAUUUCCGUGUACAUCGAGAUGACAUGAAAAUGGAAGAGAACCACGCGUUUUCCAACGAAAAAAUCGUUUUUAUUCGAUUCGCAAUAAAUCGAGUAUAUAGUAUGAGCGGAUUCGGACCGAAAUAUGAACACAUGGUCGUAAUCUGCUGUUUUCAAAUUUCAGACCUCGAAAAUGCGGGCGAAAUGGAAAUGGUGGCGUGUCGUGUGCACCGCGCUUUUCUUCUUUUUCCUCUAUAAAUUUGUGAAGUUUCUGGAAAUUUUAUGCGUAAGUUUGCCUUAAAAAUCUCACCUUUUCUCCAUUUUCCAUUUUUUUUCAGAUCAAUUACAGCGCCGGAUCGCCGCUCGAUUUCGCCGAAUUGUUCAGCGAAAAAGACCCGAAAAAAGUGAGUUUUUGCGUCGACUUUGGUGUUUGUGUACUUUGUGCGCUACCGUAACCCAUAAAUAAUUUCAGCUUGUCGAGGAGUGGCUCAAAUUCAAAAACGACUACAUUCCGUACGAUUUUCAUCGCAUCGCCAUAGAAAAUGAACAUUUGGUGAGUUUUUGGUUGGAAAAUGUCCAAAAACAAUGUUUUUUCUUCAGAUCGCAUCGCAGCGAAAAGAGUUUCUCCGUCAGAGUGCCGCCCAUAAUUACGAGUCGAAAAUGAUGAUUGGAAAGUGA
Molecule: messenger RNA, 1724 nt
Organism: Caenorhabditis sp. 36 PRJEB53466
Lineage: Eukaryota; Metazoa; Nematoda; Chromadorea; Rhabditida; Rhabditidae
Source: the annotation of a GenBank genome assembly